Molecule: messenger RNA, 342 nt
Organism: Chrysochloris asiatica (Cape golden mole)
Lineage: Eukaryota; Metazoa; Chordata; Mammalia; Afrosoricida; Chrysochloridae
Product: histone H3.3-like
Exons: 1
Coding region: 1-342 (113 amino acids)
Cellular component (GO): nucleosome
Molecular function (GO): protein heterodimerization activity; DNA binding; structural constituent of chromatin
Source: RefSeq, a predicted model, not a curated record
AUGGCUCGUACAAAGCAGACUGCCUGCAAAUCAGCCCGUGGGAAAGCACCCAGGAAGCAACUGGCUACAAAAGCCUCUCGUAAAAGUGCGCCCUCUACUGGAGGGGUGAAGAAACCUCAUUGUUACAGGCCUGGUACUGUGGCACUUCGUGAAAUUAAACGUUAUCAGAAGUCCACCGAACUUCUGAUUCAUAAACUCCCCCUCCAGCAUCUAGCUCAGGACUUUAAAACAGAUCUGCGCUUCCAGAGUGCAGCUAUUGGUGCUUUGCAGGAAGCAAGUGAGGCCUAUCUGGUUGGCCUUUUUAAGACACCAACCUGUGUGCUAUCCAUGCCAAACAUGUAA